AUGGCGUCCUUGGUUUAUUUUAAGUUUAAAGCCAAUGUCAAGACCGAUUCCAUAAGCUUUGACGGAUCAGCAAUAUCUGUUAAAGAUUUAAAAAACGCUAUAAGGACUAAGUGCUGUCUGUAUUCGACGGAUCUGGACCUGAAGCUCGAAGACAGUUCCGGUAAAGGUAGGUUAAUUUAUUUUAAUUAUUUUCCCCGAGAAUACACCAAAGAUAAUGAGUUAAUACCAAAAUAUACGAGCAUUGUUGUCAGGCGGGUCCCAAGACUAAAUACUGAGACCCAAAAACGGAAACCCAAUGCAUCAGAAAUGGGCCUUCGGAAGGAAUCCUUAAAAAAUGUUGUUCGCCGCGUUCUCAAACCCAAGCAGUCGGUUCUGCCGGACACCUCUAAACCGAGUUCAAACGGACCAGAGCAACAGAAUCCCAUCGAAAACAACACAAGCCCAGUCGGUACAGUCCAGGGGCAGGCGCCCAUCAAACCGGAAACUUCUGCUCAGUUACCCGAACCUCCUACCCUUGAUCAUAUGCGAGCCAGAACUUUACCCUUCCCCCCAAAAUCCGAUCCGUCUUUGGUUAACAAUGUUAAAAAUUAUUCACCUAACAAGAAAAAUCUUCCUAUUGUUUCUAAUACAACCACUGGUGUUGCGGACGCGCCUUGUGCAACAGUGAUUGGAGCGCAGGGCACCUCAGUGGUGUCAACUGCUCCAAUUUCCUCUUCCAAUCUCACUUUCAGUAGGGUCAAUGCGCCUGUUCUCCCAAGUAUUAUUGGGAAUGAGAACACGGCUCUGGUUAAUGCCAUGUAUGGGAAUAGCCUUGUUGGCAUGGCACCAGCGGCUACCAGCAAUUCACUUGCUCAGAUCGCUGGUGUCUAUCCCAACGUUUCGCUCAUGCCCUCGGGUAUCCUAUGGCCUCAGGGGGAUAUUCCGUACUUAAAUAACGUUGAUCAGAACGCUUUGCUAGGCCAGACUGGUGUGUUUUCUUCUACAUCGGAUCUGGUCGCUCCCCUAUUUGGCAUUCAGAGCAGAGCGGGGGAUGAUGUCAUCCAAGGUGGCGCGUUUCCCAAAGACAAGUUGCUAUCCAAGGAAGAAUUUUACCAAUGGAAAAUGCAGCUGAUGCAACAAUCUCGAAAAAUAAGUUCGCCGCAUGCGUCAGUCGUCCCUGAAUACGCGGCUUCAGAUACGGCAUCAUCCAGAGGGCCGACUCCCCAGCUCUCCUAUCACUUACCGUCCCCAGGCGAUGUAUCCUCUUUGUUGGAAAAUAAGGAAUUUUCAUCAUGUGACCAGAAAGCCACUCAACGGGAUCUUAUUCACAACCCAAGUCCACCUAGAAAAGUUGAAGUUGAGGAGCUCGAUGCUCGAACCCUAAGGCGUUUGAAGAAGGAACAAAAGCGCAAAUUGAAACACGAGAGGAAACGUGCUAGAAAAGCUGCUCGUGCUCUGCGGGAGGCGGAGGGUGCUGCGUAUGACGAAGCAGAUGGGGAAUUCCAUGAGCUUCCCGAUGGCGAUUACAUUGAGACAAAAGUGAAGCAUAAGAAGCGAAAACAUAAAAAGAAGAAAGAAGGAUCUGAUUGUGUCCCCAAAAAAUCUAAGAAAUCAAAAAAGCGAGGUAGUUCUCAGACAAAGCCCCUGGAGAUCUGUUAG
This is a messenger RNA of Dibothriocephalus latus, 1638 nucleotides long. The record is from the annotation of a GenBank genome assembly. NCBI's taxonomy places the organism in Eukaryota, Metazoa, Platyhelminthes, Cestoda, Diphyllobothriidea, Diphyllobothriidae.